AUGGAUCCCCUUUCGAUCACCGCGAGCAUACUCGCAAUUGUUGGAGCGAGCGAGCAAGCUGUGAAAGGGCUCGCAAAGCUAAGAGCAUUGAAGGAUGCACCAGCUGAACUUUCAGCGUUGAUCAAUGAGGUUUCCGAUCUGCGAGCUGUUUUAGCCCAGAUAUGCUUCUUAGGCGUCCAGCUGGAGCAGGCUAGUAACAAUGGUCCUGUUAUCGCACUGAGAAGCCUGCUUGACCGCGCAAAUGGACAGAUUCUCGAAUUGGAUCAAUGCAUUCAACACGACAUAUCUAAACCAGAAGCGACCAACCCAGGACGCAUCAAGGUUUCGCGCGUGAGCUGGACUUUGCAUCAGAAGCGAGUGUCAAGUCUCCGACAGGAUCUCAGGACGACGCGACUGAACUUGGGUACUGCUUUGGGUGUCAUCACAACGUCCUCGAUAAAUCGCGUGGAGCUACGCAUUCAAGAAAUAUCGAGCACUCAAGCCUCAGAUUCCGAACUUCUAAAACGACUUUUUGGUCAAAUCAGCGAGGGCCAGCGACCUGUUGCGCGGAAAGACGAUGAAAAGUUGGUGCAACGUUCCCUAGACCCUAGUACCACCCUAAAGCAGGCCUUACCUGAUGAACCGGACGAGCUACAGCCGACUGGACUUUUUCCGCGGAGUUCUACCACUCGCCUUCUAGACCAUCAUAUCCAUCCGGUUCGCUCAUAUACUUAUCGGAACCCACAGCCUGCAACGAUUCAGAUUCGGGCUCGCGCCCAACAUUUCCGACCAUCUUGCAAGCCAUGGUGCAGCUGUAUCUGCCAUAGAAAGCGGUCUUUCCGGUACCCGAAAUUGCUCAAGGGAUUGGUUGGCACUUUGUUCGUUGGUUAUACAGGACUGCCCGUGCUGACUCCCGCGUGCAAUGAGACGGCAUGUCGACAAAGAUCUGUGUCUUCGGUAGAUGUGACUUACUACUUUCCUCCAUGGUUCCUUGCGCGUAUGUUCUCCAUGACGCUCACACUGUCGGCGCAUUGUGGACCGGAACUCAACAUUCGAGUGCCUCGAAUGGUGAACUGGACAACACCGCUCUGGCGACUGUCGCAAAUGGGGGAAUUGGACAAUGUUCAGAAACUAUUUAUUUCGGCCAAGGCAUCACCAUAUGAUGUAAACGCAUACGGACAAUCGGCACUGCACUACGCAGUUGGUUAUCACCGGACCGACCUCUGUCGUUUCCUCAUUGAAAGCGGUUGCGAUGUUCAUCUGCAGGAUGAGAAUGGAAGAAAACCAAUCGAUAAUGCCUGGGAUAUCGCAUUAUCUAAGGCGGCACCACCAGAUGUCGUGAAUUUUCUGAUGCAGACGUUCAGCGAUGACGAUUACCUUGAAUCUCGAGAAUUCUCGGUGCUCCACAAGAUUGUGCUUGGAUUUGCCCACACUAAUCUCGAUCUAGCACUUGAAGAUAGUACCGCGCAGAUCAACUCGGUGGAUGCCAAUGGUCGCACACCCUUAUCGUGGGCAUCAGCUCGAGGCGACCAUGCAAGCAUAUUGGCGUUCCUCAAUAACGGGGCAGACGCACGAAUACCCGACUUUGAAGGGGCAACCUCAUUGUUUCACGCCAUUACUUCAGGCAGCUAUGAAUGCGUGUCCACUUUGCUUCGAUACCACGUGGGCACUGCCACAACAACUGUAUACGGCGGUACCCCUUUGCACGCUGCUUGCAAGAAUCGAGACGAUCCAAAGAUGCUGCGGCUGCUGGUAGAAGCCGAUAUCGACAUCAACGCCAUCGACUUCGACGGCGACACGGCGCUGCACGCGGUCACCUGUGCUGGUUUUACGAAAAGUGCAUUGUAUCUCCUUGGUGCCGGGGCCGAUCCAAACAUUGCAAAUGUGGCAGGCGAUACUGCGCUUCAUAUAUCUAUAUACUAUUAUGCCCACCCAAUCAUGGAAGUCUUGGUUCACCGUAUGAAUGAUUUGACAAGGGUCAAUUCAAGAGGCGAGACAUUCCUACACGCUGCUGCAAGCCAUUAUCAUGCAGACACACUCAGGAUUCUUGCUUCGGUAUCUCUUGGGCAGAUUGAUGUGGAAAAAAUCAGCAUAGAUAACCGAACUUGCAGGGAGGAGCUUGGUUCUAAUGCCGGAAAAGCUACGGAAGAUAUGAGAAAAGGCUUUGAGGAGUUCCUCGACCGUAUUCGAGCGAAAGCUCAUGCUAUUUUGGAGCAUGAAGGGGAAGACAGCGAAGGUGAUGAGACGUUUGAAGAUGCACUAGAGAGCUUGGCUGAAUAA
Periconia digitata is the source of this 2259-nucleotide messenger RNA. The record is from the annotation of a GenBank genome assembly. Lineage: Eukaryota; Fungi; Ascomycota; Dothideomycetes; Pleosporales; Periconiaceae.